Molecule: messenger RNA, 807 nt
Organism: Lynx canadensis (Canada lynx)
Lineage: Eukaryota; Metazoa; Chordata; Mammalia; Carnivora; Felidae
Gene: GFRA4
Product: GDNF family receptor alpha 4
Exons: 6
Coding region: 1-807 (268 amino acids)
Biological process (GO): nervous system development
Cellular component (GO): external side of plasma membrane; signaling receptor complex
Molecular function (GO): glial cell-derived neurotrophic factor receptor activity
Source: RefSeq, a predicted model, not a curated record
AUGGUCCUCUGGCUGGCACCCGCGAUGCUGCUGCUGCUUCUGGGGUCGCCGAGUUCGGCCGGACGGAACCGAUGCUUGGAUGCGGCCGAGGCGUGCACGGCUGAUGCGCGGUGCCAGCGGCUGCGCACCGAGUACGUGGCGCAGUGCCUGGGUCGGGCCGCGGUUGGGGGCUGCCCCCAGGCCCGCUGCCGCCGCGCCCUGCGCCGCUUCUUCGCCCGCGGGCCACCAGCUCUCACCCACGCGCUGCUCUUCUGCUCUUGCGUCAACGCCGCGUGCGCCGAGCGCAGGCGCCAGACCUUCGUGCCCGCCUGCGCCUUCUCGGGGCCCGGCCCGGCGCCGCCCUCCUGCCUCGCACCCUUAGACGCCUGCGAGCACAGCCGGGUCUGCAGGCCCCGCCUCCUGGCCUUCCAGGCCUCCUGUGCUCCCGCCCCCAGCGCCCCCGACGGCUGCCUGCAGGACCAAGCCCCCCGCUGCCUGCGCGCCUUCGCGGGCCUCGUAGGCACCGCCAUCACCCCCAACUACGUGGACAACGCGAGUGCGCGCGUGGCGCCCUGGUGCGACUGCGGAGCCAGCGGAAACAGGCGUGAGGAGUGCGAAGCCUUCCGGGGGCUCUUCACCAGGAACCGCUGCUUGGAUGGUGCCAUACAGGCCUUUGAUGGUGGGUGGCCAGUAAUCCUGCAGGACCAGCUAGAUGUCCACCAGGACCCCGAGAAUAGCCUCCUGCAAGUGUCCUCCACAGAUGGGCUCCUGGUUCGGAGCUCCCUGCUCCCCGUGCUCCCUGUCCUGGCUCUCCAGCCCCUGCUCUGA